AUGAACUACGAACUGAUAACACAGGCCUCUAUACUUGCCAAAAAUGAAACUGAUCCAACUAUCGUGCAAAACACUGAUGUAAGCAAUGCAAACAAUACUUUGGAUAAAGAUUGUGAUAAUGUGGAGGUUGUAGUAAAUAAUAAUAAUAUCACUGAUUGUAAUGAUACUAAAGUGCAAAAAGCUGAUGUACAAAUACAAAACUGCGAUACAAUUGAAGCACAAAUUGAGUGUACUAAUGCCAACGUCAUUGAAAAUAAUACAGAAAUACAGAAUUGUGCGCAUAACGAUCAAGAAGUUGAUAAAAAUUGUAAAAGUAAUACUAAAAAUGAAAUUCCGAACAGUGAUACAAUAUUAAAAUAUGUAUACAAAAAGAGUGACAAAGUUAAAGACAAUAAUAAAUCCACGGGUCAUGAAAAAAAUAGCUUAAAGCGUCGAAAACGAUCAUUAGCAAGUGGAAUUAAUAAUGAACUACUUAAUCUGGAACAAAAAGCUCCUUUGAUUGUCAACUAUGAAACAUCUCACGGCAAUCGCCAUGAACAAAGUUCACCUAUUCGAAAUGCUGAAAAAAAUAUAAAAUCAUCAGCGCUAGCAGAUUUCAACAUAGAAACUUUACAUGCCAAUAACAAAAAAACCCAUCCACAAAGAAAUAGCAAACAUUCUUCAAGAGGAAAUUAUAAUCCUCCGCCACCAAAUGUUGAAGAAAAGCGAAACAGACAAGAAAAUAGUAUACCAAGAAAAAGUAGUGAAGACAAUAGCAGCGAAAAUAGCGCUUCGAGUGAAGAAAGUGGCGAACAUAUUAAAAAUAGAGCUGUAUAUCAAAAUCCUCCUACAAAUCGUGAAAACAAUAAUGAAAACUCUGACGAAUCGCAAGAAAGUAAGGAAAAUAGAGAAAACUUUAAUAAAGCUCAUUAUUCAGAUAAUGCAGUAUCUGCAGAAAGUAAAGAGAGUGCUGAACAAAUAGAUAGUAAAGAGAAAACAUCAAAAUAUUCAAAGUCUCUUGAACAGAGUGAAGAGAGCAAUGAAAGAGAUAUAAAACCGAGAGAUAAGCAACAAUAUUCAAACGAUGACCACAAAAGUGAAGAGUAUAAAAAUAAUCCACAAACUUUUGUUGAAAAUAGUAAUGAGAGCUCGGAAGAAGAGAAAACGCGAAAGUCGAGCUCACCCGAUGAAUACAAAAAUGCAUUAAAAGAAAACAAAAACUCGGAACAGGCUAUACAAGACGUAGGUCUAGAAGAUUUUAGCUAUGAAAGAAUACAAGUUAAUGCAAAAGGAGAGGUAGAACCUGCCAAAGAUACCCAUCAAAAUAUAAGUAGCGAACCAAUAGUAUUACAAACAACUACAAAACCUACAGCGGAUCUAAAGACCUACAAUGAAGAAAAGACAGCAUCAAUAGAAAGCGAUGAAACUUCUGGCAGUAUUGAAAAAGACCAAAGUAGUGAACCAGUCAAUAUUAAUGAUGGAGAAGUCAAACCAGUGGUGGAAAUAAAUAGAGAUGCGGACAGUAUUGAAUUAAGUGAAAAAAAUACAGAAGGAUCUUCAAAAAGUGACAACGAAAAUGAAAGCUUAGAAACUCUUUUAGGAGUUAACAUACCCGAUAAUAAUCAUAAUGAUGAAGAGAGUAGUAAAAUAAUUGGAAAUAAACCAGAUGUGAAGCAAGAAUUUGAAAGAAUACCUACAGAUUAUAAACACGAUAACAAAAAACAAAGUGAAGAAAACGAAAGUGUAAAACCCAGUGUCAUAGAAAACAAAAACUCAAAUUCAAAUAAUGACGAGGGUACACUUGACGUAUUCAAAUCAAAAGACGAGAACUUUGAUGAGAACUUGAAGAUAAAAUUCGCAGAUGUGACAGUUAAGUUACCAGAAAUAAAACUACCAGACGAUGUUUUAGAUUAUGCACAAAGUAAUAACGACGACACCGACGAUGAGCCUGCUUACUAUGGAUAUUAUGAUGACAGAAAUGAGAAACAGGCUUACAAGAAAGAAGAUGAUUCUGAAGAAGAUGAGGAUGAAGAAGAAGAUGAUGAUGACUUGUAUGAAAAAUUCGUCCGGGAAAGAUUCGGUAAACGUGGUUCAUUCCAAAAGCGAUCUGAGAAACUGCAAGAUAUUAACAGUAAACCACACAAUCCACAAUUGUACGCAACUAUAAAGAAUAUUCUCAAAAAAACUGAACAAGUUCGUAAGGAGGCCGAAACAAGUGGUGACCCUAAAGCAGGUUACGCGUGGACUUUAGAAUACGGUGAAAACGCGUAG
Messenger RNA from Manduca sexta (tobacco hornworm), 2250 nucleotides. RefSeq names its product probable serine/threonine-protein kinase DDB_G0282963. NCBI's taxonomy places the organism in Eukaryota, Metazoa, Arthropoda, Insecta, Lepidoptera, Sphingidae. The transcript has 3 exons. Bases 1 to 2250 code for a protein of 749 amino acids. The record is from RefSeq and is a predicted model, not a curated record.